This is a messenger RNA of Anas platyrhynchos (mallard), 2722 nucleotides long. RefSeq names its product ClpB family mitochondrial disaggregase (gene CLPB). Gene Ontology annotation, molecular function: ATP hydrolysis activity; protein binding; ATP binding. NCBI's taxonomy places the organism in Eukaryota, Metazoa, Chordata, Aves, Anseriformes, Anatidae. Gene Ontology annotation, cellular component: mitochondrion; cytoplasm. The record is from RefSeq and is a predicted model, not a curated record. Gene Ontology annotation, biological process: cellular response to heat.
UCCCCGCCUCAGCGGGCGGCCGCCAUUUUGCGUGCCGGCUGAGGCGGCGGCGGCGGGGCAGGAGGGCGCGAUGCUGGGCUCCAGGGCGGCCCGCCCGCCGCCGCCGGGGCUGGCGAGGCUCCUCCGUGCUCAGCCGUGGCCUCCGACCCCUCGGGGAGCCUCCGGAGCUCCGACAGCGACUCCCGGGCCGGCGGCAGCGCCGUUGGUCCCGGGCUCGGCCGGCAGGGGCCGCCGCGAGCCCGCUGUGAGGGGGAGCGCGGCCUUGCCCUGGCGGGGGGCGGCCUGCGGGGGGCGGCAAGGCCCGGGGGGAGCCCCCUCGGCUUUGGUCGCUGCGGGGGGCCCGGUGGUUGAGGGGUGUCCCCCCCAUACCGGCCUCGGAGCCCCCGGUGGGCGGCGGAGGGGCUCCUGUGGGGCUGUGCCGCCUGCGGGCCUGCUCGUCGCCGCGCUGGCUGCCUGCUACGUGAGGGACCGAGCCACUAAGGAAGACGCCCUGCUGGAGGCUGCGAGGUUCAACAACGUGUCCGAAGUCAACAGGUUGUUGCUGGAAGGCACGGACGUCAACGCCAGGCACCGGCUGGGCUGGACUGCUCUGAUGGUGGCAGCUAUCAACAGAAAUUCCAGCAUGGUGAAGAUCCUGCUCGCAGCUAACGCAGACCCAAACCUCGGAGAUGAAUUCAGCAGCGUGUACGAGACUGCCAAGGAAAAAGGCCUCCAUUCUUUAGAAGUCCUUGUGACCCGGGAGGACGAAUUCAACAACCGCCUGAACGUCAGAGCCAGCUUCAGGGGCUGCACGGCCCUGCACUACGCCGUGCUCGCCGACGACUACCUGACGGUCAAGCUGCUGCUGGAUGGAGGUGCCAACCCCCUGCAGAAGAACGAAAUGGGACACACGCCCCUGGACUACGCCCGCGAAGGGGAGAUCAUGAACCUCCUGAGAACAUCAGAGACGAAGUUCCAGGAGGAGCAGCGCCGCAGGGAGAUCGAGGAGCGCCGGAGGUUUCCGCUGGAGCAGCGGCUGAAGGAGCACAUCAUCGGGCAGGAGAGCGCGAUAGCCACGGUGGGAGCAGCCAUUCGGAGGAAGGAAAAUGGCUGGUACGACGAGGAGCACCCGCUGGUCUUCCUCUUCUUGGGAUCGUCUGGAAUAGGAAAGACAGAGCUGGCCAAACAGACAGCCAAGUACAUACACAAGGAUGUCAAAAAGGGUUUCAUCAGACUGGACAUGUCGGAGUUCCAGGAGAGGCACGAGGUCGCCAAAUUCAUCGGCUCGCCGCCCGGCUACGUGGGCCACGAGGAGGGCGGGCAGCUCACCAAAAAGCUGAGGCAGUGCCCGAACGCCGUGGUGCUCUUCGACGAGGUCGACAAAGCCCACCCAGACGUCCUCACCAUCAUGCUGCAGCUCUUCGACGAGGGCAGGCUGACAGACGGCAAGGGGAAGACCAUCGACUGCAAGGAUGCCAUCUUCAUCAUGACCUCCAACGUGGCGAGCGACGAGAUAGCCCAGCACGCCCUGCAGCUCAGGCAGGAGGCCGUGGAAAUAAGCAAGAAGAGGAUCGCAGAAAACUUAGUGACAGCACAAGCCCCACACGAGGGUCCUGAAGGAAAUUGCCCCCAAGCAGGUCGCAGAGGGAGGACGGAGCAGGAGGACGUGCAGGUGACCGAGAAGAUAACCAUCUCCAAGCAGUUCAAGGAGAAGGUCAUUCGCCCCAUCUUAAAGGCUCACUUCAGGCGGGAUGAGUUCCUGGGGAGGAUCAACGAGAUCGUCUAUUUUCUCCCUUUCUGCCACUCGGAGCUCAUCCAGCUCGUCAACAAGGAGCUGAAUUUUUGGGCCAAAAAGGCCAAGGCGAGGCACAACAUCACCCUGCUUUGGGACAGGGAGGUGAUGGACGUGCUGGCUGACGGCUACAACCUGCACUACGGGGCUCGGUCCAUCAAGCACGAGGUCGAACGGCGCGUUGUGAACCAGCUGGCAGCUGCCUACGAGCAGGACCUGCUGCCGAGGGGCUGCACCCUGAAAAUCACGGUGGAGGACUCGGACAAACAGCUGCUAAAAACCAAAGACAGCUCAGCCCCCGGCGCGGAGAAAACAAAGAUGCCAACCCUGCGGCUGGAGAUCGUGGAGAAGGACAGCAAAUCCCGAAAACUGGACAUCCAGGCACCUCUGAACCCAGAAAACAUCACCUACUUCCUCUAGGGCACGCCGGGGCUGUGCGGGUUGGCAAUAAAAUACCGUCAGGCUCGCAGUGUGCCCCGUGGCCGCGUCCAGGAGGGCAGGAAUCCGUCCCAGAGGAGCGUGAGGUGGGACAAAGCUGCUCCUGCUGCCUCUGCUCCUCUGGAGCGGGACGUGGGCAGGCAGGCCCCGCAGCAUCAGGCUCUGGGAGGGCACAGAAGGCUCUGGCCGUGGGCUGGCGAGGCGCCGUGCAGCCACGGGGGGACACGAGGGUGAGGGGCAGGGGGAUUUCACUGCAGAAACAGCCGAAGAGAGAAGGUGCUGGGGGUAUUUAAAAACAAAAAAGCGAAUUUCUGACUGUACGGGUGCUGCUCGGGCUCGUCGCUGCCUGAAGAUGGGAAUUGCUGCAGGGAUUGGUUUUGGGGGCUUGGACUGAUGCUGCACGGGGGUAGGACGGGGCCGAGCGUGUGACAGCUUCGUUUAAAAGCCACCAGGCUCUCUGUACCUCGCCUGCUUCUGGUUAUUUAUUGCAAUAAACGCGGCGUGCACACGCCA